Molecule: messenger RNA, 1758 nt
Organism: Fusarium venenatum
Lineage: Eukaryota; Fungi; Ascomycota; Sordariomycetes; Hypocreales; Nectriaceae
Product: cytochrome P450
Molecular function (GO): heme binding; iron ion binding; oxidoreductase activity, acting on paired donors, with incorporation or reduction of molecular oxygen
Source: RefSeq, a predicted model, not a curated record
AUGGCCUUUCCUAUCCUGAUCGUCAGCGCCGUCGGCGUCUCAGUCGUUUUCCUGCUGCGUUGGCUCCUGACGUACAUGCGCACAGUCCUCAAGGUUCGCCGCAAUGGCCACCCUGCAAUUCACAGCGGUGUUAUGCUCUUUGAGUCCGUCGUACGCUCAUGGUAUCCUCGCAUACCAGUCCUGGUACCCAUGGAAAAGCUUACUCUGAAGGAUCCUUUUAAGAAGUUCGCCGAUGCGCAAUCUGAUAUGAUUGUUAUUACCGAAGCUACGUCACCUAAUGGCAUUGCCUAUCUUUUUGGAUCACCAAAGAUCUUUCGUGAAAUUGGCCGCAACGGCGACAUCUUCCUCAAGCCUCUCGAGAAGAUUCGCUAUCGUAUGCUCAACACCUUUGGACUUCAACUUGCCUCAGCGCAGAAUGGUGCCCAGCAUGAGAGACACAAGCGUGUUGUCAAAGCUGUGUUCAACAACGAACUAAUGGAAAAUGGAUGGUACAACAUGCGUAACAUGUGGCGCACUUUGCUACGUGAAGAGGCCAUCUAUCCAGCAGCUGCCAACUCAGAGACUGCACCCGUUGUACAAGAUAUGAAGUCAACCAUGCUGAAAGUAACACUUGGUGCCAUCGGUGCUUCGUGGUUUGACAUUGACAUCUCCUGGGAUCCAGCAAAGGAGACACAACGCCAAAAUGAUGAGUUAAUGCCAUUCGCUGAGACGUUAAAGGUGGUGUGGGAUUCACCAUUCGUGCAGACUAUGCUACCACUGUGGUUCUUGGAAUGGAGUCCCUCGUCGUACUUGCGUCGUGCUGGCUGGGCGCAGCGAUCUCUCGUCGCACAUAUCAAAAAUGCGCAGGCUGAGACAAGGCGAAGAAUUGAGGAUAGAAAGGACACGACUGAGGUUCAAGGCCGAACAAGAAAGUACAGAAACCUCAUUGAUGCGCUGGUUGAUUCACAGAACGACGUGGAAAAGGCUGAGAGGCUUGAGAAGGGAUACCUAGCGGCCAAUGUCGGACUGUCAGACAAGGAAGUUCAAGGCAAUAUUUUCUCCUUCAUGGUAACCGGUCAUGAAACAUCCUCACACACCCUGACGUGGGUCUUGUCACUGCUCGCCAAGAACACCGACUGGCAAGAAAAGCUCUAUGAGGAGGUUAGCAAGGUAAACACUAUCUUCUUGGACGAAGCCGAAGGUGUGGACGAGAAACCACUGAGGUAUCUCGCCUAUGAGGAAAUGUCUAACCUCCCUCUGAUCCUUGCUUCUACCGUCGAAUCACUCCGCAUGCGGGAUUUAGCUAUGCAGAUGACACGUGUGGCCUCCCGUAACACUACACUUAGCUACACAACUUGGGAGGGCGACAACCCAGCUGAAGCCAAGGUGCAACAACACACUAUAUCCAUUCCUGCGGGCACACGUGUGCACCUUGAUACAGCGGCGUUUGGAGUCAACCCAUUCAAGUGGGAGGACCCAGCGACAUACAACCCAGCACGUCACAUCCGUGAGACUGAAGAUGCGAAUGGCAACAAAAAGGUGGCCGUUUCUUACGAGGACUUCAUCGGUUACUCUUCCGGCUCACGUCAGUGCAUUGGCAAGCGCUUUGCCGAAGUGACAAUGGUGUGCUUCUUGGCACACAUGAUUCUGAACUACCGGUGGGAGGUUGUGGCUGAGCCGGGUGAGACCCAGGAGCAAGCUAAGAUAAGGGCAUCUACUGGCUCGGAACAGUUCAUGUUGACGCCACCAGCUUACGAUCUGCGCUUCAUCAGACGCUAA